AUGGCCCGCCCCGCGACGCUGCUGGCCGCCGCCCUGGCGCUGUGCCUGCUGCCGCGCGGCCUCGCGUGGUACAAGCCGGCGGCCGGGCCCGGCCACUACUCGGUGGGGCGCGCCGCGGGGCUGCUGUCGGGGCUCCGCCGGGCCCCCCACGCGCGGCGCUCCGACCCUCCGCGGGGCGCCGCCCGGGAGCUGCGCGAGGGUCUGCGCAGCCUGGCCGUGUGCGUCCGGGACGUCUCCCCGAACCUGCGGAGCUGCGAGCGCCUCCCGGGCGGCCGCGCCACCUUCCAGUGCCGGGCCGACGUGCUCCUGUCGCUGCGCGCCGCCGACUGCCGCGGCGCCUGA
Talpa occidentalis (Iberian mole) is the source of this 342-nucleotide messenger RNA. RefSeq names its product neuropeptide B (gene NPB). The transcript is spliced from 2 exons. Gene Ontology annotation, molecular function: G protein-coupled receptor binding. The record is from RefSeq and is a predicted model, not a curated record. Gene Ontology annotation, biological process: feeding behavior; G protein-coupled receptor signaling pathway. Lineage: Eukaryota; Metazoa; Chordata; Mammalia; Eulipotyphla; Talpidae. Bases 1 to 342 code for a protein of 113 amino acids.